Messenger RNA from Malaclemys terrapin pileata, 4325 nucleotides. RefSeq names its product sorbitol dehydrogenase (gene SORD). Gene Ontology annotation, molecular function: L-iditol 2-dehydrogenase (NAD+) activity; zinc ion binding. Gene Ontology annotation, biological process: D-sorbitol catabolic process. The record is from RefSeq and is a predicted model, not a curated record. NCBI's taxonomy places the organism in Eukaryota, Metazoa, Chordata, Testudines, Emydidae. Bases 265 to 1335 code for a protein of 356 amino acids. The transcript has 9 exons.
UGACUCCCGCCAGGCUAGCUGCAGUUUGGACUCUGAGACCCGGCCGCUCCCCGCCCCCCCCGGCCCUUGGACCCGGCUAAAGUCCCGCUGGCCGCAGACGGGUGCAGCGGCUGCAGCCCAGGAACGGCGCAAAGCGGCCGAGGCGCCGACUGCCGCUCACCCCCGGACUCCCCGCCGCGCGGCCUGUGCACCUGCGCGCGGGCAGCGGCCGUUGCAGAGGGAGGAAGCGCCGCGAGCGGCCCCGCCCCGGCUGGCCGAGGGAGGAUGGCGGAACAAGGCGCCGAGAACCUGUCGGUGGUGGUACAUCGCGCCGGGGACCUGCGCCUGGAAAAUCGCUCGGUCCCAGAACCAGGUCCCAAUGAGGUGCUGCUGAGGAUGCAUUCAGUCGGGAUCUGUGGGUCUGAUGUCCACUAUUGGCAGAAUGGUAGAAUUGGGGACUUUAUCAUAAAGAAGCCCAUGGUGCUAGGGCAUGAGGCAUCCGGAACCGUCAUCAAAGUGGGGUCAUCAGUAACCCAUCUGAAGCCAGGCGAUCGAGUGGCCAUUGAGCCUGGUGCUCCGCGAGACAUCGAUGAAUUCUGCAAAAUCGGACGCUACAAUCUGUCUCCGACUAUCUUCUUCUGUGCGACACCUCCCGAUGAUGGAAACCUGUGCCGAUAUUAUGCACACAAUGCCAGCUUUUGCUACAAGCUUCCAGAUAACGUCACCUUUGAAGAAGGGGCCCUCAUUGAACCACUUUCUGUGGGAAUCCAUGCCUGCCGAAGGGGCGGAGUCACUCUGGGAUCCAAAGUCUUAAUCUGUGGGGCUGGACCCAUUGGGCUAGUUUGCUUGCUCGUCGCCAAGAUGAUGGGUGCUGCCCAGGUAGUAAUCACUGAUUUAUCCGCCUCCCGCCUGGAAAAAGCCAAAGAGAUUGGGGCAGACUUCACCAUUCAGAUAAAGAAAGAAACCCCAAAGGACAUGGCCUGCAUGGUGCAAGGUUUGCUUAACUGCAUGCCUGACAUAACCAUGGAGUGCUCCGGGGCAGAGGCCAGCAUCCAAACUGGCAUUUACGCCACUCGCUCGGGCGGGACCCUGGUUCUGGUGGGGCUGGGACCGGAGAUGGUCCAUGUCCCCAUCGUGAAUGCUGCUGUGCGGGAGGUGGAUAUCAAGGGGAUAUUUCGCUACUGCAAUACGUGGCCCAUGGCGAUUUCUAUGCUUGCAUCCAAGAGAGUGGACAUCAAGCCUUUGGUUACACACCGCUUCCCUUUGGAAAAAGCGCUGGAGGCCUUUGAGACAACCAAGAAGGGUUUGGGGGUGAAAGUUAUGCUAAAGUGUGACCCCAGUGACCAGAAUCCCUGAAGCAUGGCACUGCACUCCUCCCCUAUUAUACUGCCUGGCUUAAAGACGACGAAUGGGCUCUAUAGUGAGAUGGGAACUGUAAUCAUAAGUUUAUAAGUAGUAUGUAGUGUUUGGGGAAUAAAGUUACCAUCACCUGUUGUGCAGACAGUGCAUUGAAGGAAAAGGGAUUAUGGGUUAAGGAUAUUUACAGCCUUAUAGCUGCUUAAAUGGGGAACAACUAUUUGGGAACCAAAUUUGGGCCAAAAUCCUCCCCUCAGAUCUGUACAGGAGAUCUUGUCUCAGUCUUCUUCCCCUACGAAUGCAGCUCACUGAGGAUCCUGAGAGGAGAACUUUUCUCCUGGAGAGGACCUGUUGGUAUUCACCUCUUCUCUAAUAGACUAUACAUUCUGAAAACCAUCGAUCUCUCUAUGUUGUAUAUCGGACAAAGGGCUUCACCCUGCCCACUUGCAUUGAAGAACCACCUAUGUCACAGCCGGGAUUUGUACAUGCUGAAGCACUGAAUAAGAGUUUCACACUUGACUCCUGUUGAUGGUAAUGAAAAUUGUGCAGAAUAGUUUGUCUGGGGCUCUAUUCAAGGCUGGGACAAUACUAUUCUGGGCCAAGAUUUGUUCUAAGCGGGUGUUGGGCCUGUUCGGUGCGGUCAGACCUGUGUACAAUCCCCUGCAAAGCGGAGUUAUGGAAUACUAAUACUUGAAUACUCUGUCAGGGAUUUACAAACAUGGAAUGAAGUCUGGGCAUUUCAUCUCUGUGUGAUGUUCUUUAACAUUCAUGUUGUAAAAGGGGGGGAGGGAUAGCUCAGUGGUUUGAGCAUUGACCUGCUAAACCCAGGGUUGUGAGCUCAAUCCUUGAAGGACCAUUUAGGGAUCUGUGGCAAAAAAAAUCUGUCUGGGGAUUGGUCCUGCCUUGAGCAGGGGGUUGGACUAGAUGACCUCCUGAGGUCCCUUCCAACCCUGAUAUUCUAUGAUUUUUUUUUCUUUUUCUUGGGGAGGGGGGGAGAGAUAGCUCAGUGGUUUGAGCAUUGGCCUGUUAACCCCAGGGUUGUGAGCUCAAUCCAUGAGGGAGCCAUUUAGGGAUCUGGGGCAAAAAAUCUCAGGGACAGUACUUGGUCCUGCUAGCGAAGCCAGGGGACUGGACUCAAUGUCCUUUCAGGGUCCCUUCCAGUUCCAUGAGAUAGGCAUAUCAAAUGCAAGUUGUUUUCCCAUAAUGUUUGCAAACAGCUUUAACAAGACACACACCAUUCAGGCUCCAGCAGUCACAAAGCACUUGCAAGAGAAACCAGCCAUGGCUACUGUCAAGGUUCCUUUCCCACUCUGAACUCUAGGGUACAGAUGUGGGGACCUGCAUGAAAACCUCUAAGCUUAACUACCAGCUUAGAUCUGCUUUUGCUGCCACCACCCACAUUAUUUAUGAGUUAUUUGGGAAACUCUGUGUACCUCCCCUCCACCCCCCCAGAAUAUCUCCCUCCCAAGUAAUAUAACCCUUCCCUGGGUAGCCUUGAGAGACUUCUCCACCAAUUUCCUGGUGAGUCCAAAUCCAACCCCCUUGGAUCUUAAAUCAAGGAAAAAUCAAUCAGGUCCUUAAAAAGAAGGUUUUUAAUUAAAGAAAGAAAGGUAAAAAUCAUCUCUGUAAAAUCAGGAUGGAAAAUAACUUUACAGGGUAAUCAGAUUCAAAGAGCCCAGAGGAACCCCCUCUAGCCUUAGGUUCAAAGUUACAGCAAACAGAGGUAAACCCUCUAGCAAAAGGAACAUUUACAAGUUGCGAAAACAAAGAUGAACCUAACACGCCUUGCCUGUUACUUACAAGUUUGAAAUAUGAGAGACUUGUUCAGAAAGAUUUGGAGAGCAUGGAUUGAUGCCCAGUCCCUCUUAGUCCCAAGAGCGAACAACCCCCAAAACAAAGAGCACAAACAAAAGCCUUCCCCACACCAAGAUUUGAAAGUAUCUUGUCCCCUUAUUGGUCCUUUGGGUCAGGUGUUACCUGAGCUUUACAGGUAAAAGGAUUUUGGUGUCUCUGGCCAGGAGGGAUUUUAUAGUAUAGUACACAGAAGGGCUGUUACCCUUCCUUUUAUAGUUGUGACAGCUACUCCAUCAUUCCCCACCUAGACAUCUCCACCUGUGAGGGGAAUGUGGAGGCUGCAGAGCAGACACUCUUUGACAUUCUUACCAGCAGCAGGAUUAGGUUCCAUGGUAGUGCAAAAAGGCUACACUUACAGCUUCUUCUGCUGCUAGCACUAGUGGAUCUGCACCCAUGGAGAAUUACAGAUCCAGAUUUUGCAACACAGGAUACAAAGAUGGGUUGAGCAGCCCCUUUUCUUCCAGUGAAAAGUGAGCAUUGGGGAAGGAAAGGCGACUUCACAAGAGUUUCCAUGGGUUUAUUGGUUUGUUGUUUUUUAGCACAGGAGGUUGUACUGAAGAGGUGAAGUCUGCAAUGCUUACCCAUCCACUGCACCAGCUCUGUGCACACUAUCCCUGCACAAUGAGAAUGGAAAGCUUUAAGCCAGAGGCUGGACUGAUCUGCCUGGGGGAGGGGCAGAGGCCAGUCACUAGAGGGGUUUAGCUACUUUGAUGAAAUAAUAAUUCAUUAAAAAUGUUUUGUUCUUAAAUUCUGAUAACACAGGAAAAGAUGGGAUAUGUUGAAUGGUAGGUGCUCAGUUUGUGAUUGGAUGUUCAGCAGCUUGGAUCUGUGCCACUGCAAUUGCUUCUCUCAGAGCUAGGCAUGCCCCAUUUGCCUAGGGAGUGCCUCUGUUGGGUGUGCCCAAAGGAGCUAAAAGGGGGUUACAGAUUUUAAUCCAUAUCACAAGCACAGGGCAAUGAUUUGUGCUGUGGGGUACAAGCUCACUGAGUUGCAAAUAACAAAACAGCCUGCUAUUUCCAUCUCCUACUUUGUGUUUCCAGUUGUUUUUAUUCUGUUAGCAAGAAAUCUGCCUAAUGGCCUGAGGUCUGUUUCUUGGGCCAGUACUGAGCUUUCACAAUAAAUGUUGAUGGAAAUGG